Lemur catta (Ring-tailed lemur) is the source of this 1494-nucleotide messenger RNA. RefSeq names its product putative zinc finger protein 735. The record is from RefSeq and is a predicted model, not a curated record. Gene Ontology annotation, biological process: regulation of transcription by RNA polymerase II. Gene Ontology annotation, molecular function: RNA polymerase II cis-regulatory region sequence-specific DNA binding; DNA-binding transcription factor activity, RNA polymerase II-specific. Lineage: Eukaryota; Metazoa; Chordata; Mammalia; Primates; Lemuridae. The annotation marks the transcript as partial. The transcript has 3 exons.
AUGCAAACAUCUUCAAGGAAGGGGCAGGUCCCAGCAGAGAGAGGAAGCUCUGGUCACAGCCAUGAAUGUGUGGGAUCCCAUCGCCUGUCACUCAGGGCCCAAAAGGGCGGGCUUGGGGCCUUAUUCAGUGCGGGCCCCGCUGCGGGAACCGUCCGAUCAGGCGGGCAGCGGAAGGGGCGGGGCCUUCCGCCAUCUUGGCGGGGCCUGUUUCUCUUGCAUCAGGCCGCCAAGCGUCCUCCGUGUGCGCUGCUCCUUCGCCAUUGCCCCGGGAGGUCGGGGUGGCUCUGCUGCAGCUUCUCCUCUGGGGGUUCCUGGAAGGUCUCCGUGGAGGAUGGCGGGACACCCCAGAACCCAGGAACUGGUCUUGCUGUCUUUAAACCACACCUGAUCACCUGUCUGGAGCAAAGGAAAGGGCUCUGGAAUGUGAAGAGGCAUGGAACUGUAGCAGAACACCCAGCUGUGCCCUCUCAUUCCACCCAGGACCAUUUGCCAGAGCAAGGGAUCAACGUUUCAUUUGAAAAUGUGGUACUAAGAAGAUAUGAAAAGUGUGGCCUUGAGAAUUUAAACUUAAUGAAAGACUGGGAAAUUGUGAGUGAGUGUAAGGAGGAGAAAGGAUGUAAUGAUGGACUUCACCAACAUUCAACAACUACCCAUGCUAAAAUCUUCCAAUGUCAUAAGUGUUUGAAAGUCUGUAAAAAAUUGUCAAAUCUAAAUAAACAUAAGAUAAGGCAUACUGUAGAGAAAUGUGUUAAAUGUAAAAAAUAUGGGGAAGCAUUUAACCAAUGCUCACACAUUACUGAACAUAAGAGAAUUCAUAAUGGAGAGAAACCUUACAAUUUUGAAGAAUGUGACAAAAUCUUUAAAUCUUGCUCAAGUGGUUCUAAUCAUAAGAUAAUUUUUACGGGUCAGAAAUGGUAUAAAUGUGAAAAUUAUGGUAAAGCUUUUAACCAUAAUUUAAAUGUUUCUACACAUAACAGAAUUCAUACUGAAGAAAAUCUCUACAAAUGUCAAAAAUGUGGCAAAGCCUUUGCCCGGUACUCAUACCUUACAAAACAUAAGAGAAUUCAUACUGGAGAAAAACCCUACAAAUGUGAAGAAUGUGGCAAAGCCUUUGGCCAGUGCUCACAUCUUGCUGAACAUAAGAGAAUUCAUACUGGAGAAAAACCCUACAAAUGUGAAGAAUGUGGCAAAACCUUCACCCAGUGCUCAGGCCUUAGUACACAUAAGAGAAUUCAUACUGGAGAAAAACCCUACAAAUGUGAAGAAUGUGGCAAAGCCUUUACCCAGUGCUCACACCUCACUGAACACAUGAGAUUGCAUACUGAAGAGAAACCCUAUAACUGUGAAGAAUGUGGCAAAGCCUUUAUUCAGUGCUCAGACCUUAGAAAACACAAGAGAAUGCAUACUGGAGAAAAACCUUACAAAUGUAAAGAAUGUGGCAAAGCCUUUAGCCAGUGUUCAUACCUUACUGAACAUAAGAGAAUUCAUACUGGA